UAAGUCACACUAAAAGCAACUUGGCCGCCGGUCAAAAAUAUGCAAAAUAUUAACACCAUAAGUUCGUCAGAAACAUAACAAUUAUAAUGAGCAAACAAUUUGAAGAUCACUAUGGGACCCUUGGAAUCGAUCAAAAGGCAACAAAUGGACAAAUCAGAACUGCCUUUAUUAGCCUUAUGAGGAUAUGGCAUCCAGACAAGAACCCACGGCAAACAGACCGUGGACUUGAGUAUUGUAAGUCGAUAAAUAGAGCAUACAAAGUACUUUCGGAUCCAGAUUUGCGCAGAGACUAUGAUCGAAUCUAUAAUGCCCAUAAUAAUCAAAAGAAAAGCCAAGGAGGCCAGUCACAAGGUCAAGGGAAAAACAGCAGCCACCAUCAACAGGAGAAUGCGAAAUCUAGUAAUGAUAGUGGAUAUAAACAGAACAAUAAAUAUCAUAGGAAUACCGGCAAUAAAGAAGAUAAAACAUACAAUCAAAGCAAGACCAACUCAAACGGACCUCAUCAACACAGCCAUCAAGAUCGAAACAACUACGAAAAUCAAAGAGGCUACCAAAAUCAAAAUAAUGGAUACAGUAGUUGGCAUGAGCAGCGGAACAACCAUGAUUGGAGUAACCACAAUGCCCAAUAUGAAAACUUUGAAAGAAAUCGAAGCGGCGCAGACAACACCAACUUAUAUGAUAUACUCGGCUUAAGAAAGAAUGCUCAAAAGCAGGAUAUCGAAAGUGCAUUUCGCAAAUUGGCAUUAAAAUACGGGGAUAGUGAAAACCCUGCGAUCAAGCGACAAUUCCAAAAAAUUCUUGGGGCAUAUUUAGUUUUAAGUGAUCCAGUCUUGCGUGCCAACUAUGAUAGGGAGAACAAUAACAAUAACAACAACAACAACAACAACAACAACAACAACAACAAUAACAAUAAUUAGAGCAACAACAACAACAGCAACAAUUGUAACGCAAACAAAUACAUUGCGCCAGCAGCAGCGGCCAUGCCAAAGAUGUGUCCCAGCAGCACAAACAACAACCAAACCAAGGAAUAUAAUGAAAUAUGUAAAAAGGCUCAAGCUGGCCACAAGAUUAUGAUAAUUAUGCGCGGUCCGCCGGGCAGCGGCAAGUCCACAAUGGCCAAAACACUGCUACAACAAAUUCAUUUGCUGGAACAGCAUUCGAUUACGGAUUUUGUGCACAGCAGCGACGAUUACUUUCUCACGACGCGUGGAUACCAAUUUAAUCCGAAUCUGUUGCCAGAAGCUCACGACUGGAAUAAACAACGGGUAAAGCGCAAAGCCGCCGCUGGCUGGAGUCCCAUCAUUGUGGACAACACGAAUAUAAUGGUAUGGGAGAUGCAGCCCUAUGUACAGAUUGCCGUGCAGCAUGGUUACCUUUUGGAGCUGCUUGAGCCCCAAACGAGCUGGCGCAAUUCAGCCACAGAGCUGGCCAAACGGAAUGUCCAUCAGGUGCCAAAGGACAAUAUAAAGCGCAUGCUGGAUCGCUACGAGAAGACCAGCGUUGCCGAGCUAAUUGGGUUGCUUAAAGAAACAAAGUACACGGUGUCCUUGCCGCAGCUGCGUUCAAAGCCGCCUUUGCCAGCGUUGCCGGCACCUGCCACACCUGCGCUGCAAUCGGACAGCUCCAGUGCGCUGUCAAAUUCCCAAUCGGAUGGAUUUAAGCUGAAUGUGAAUGCUCAAACGUGGAUGCCGUAUGAGCAAAAUGUGAACAGCUACUGGGCGCAGACGAACGACCAGCCGAUGCCAGCAACAGUUGCCAGCGUUGCGGCAACAGGUGAAAGUUCGUUGUUAGAUUUGUUGCGAGAUGAGCAACCAACCGAAACGACAAAUCCAACUGGUGCCACGUCAUCAUCAACAGAUACCAGCAACAAGGCCUUGCAGCGUCACAGCUUAAACUGCCCGAACGAGGCGGCUGGCUUUGUGGCACUCCGUCAAAUAUAUCCGAACAAGCAGUUGGUAGGCCUCUGGGAUUUGUAUGUGAAGUGCAACGGUGAUGUGGAUUGGGCAGUCGAUAUAUUAAUCAAAGAGGAUGAGCUCACAGCAGACGCCGCCGACUAUGCUGAGGAAGCGUUGCUCCUGGAAAGCGAAGAAUUUCGAUGCGAUUGCAGCAAUAGCAGCAACAAGUUGCAAUUGCAAACAUCAGCUGUGCCGGCUGCUCCACCCACACCAGUUGUUCACAAAAGCCAAGCUAAGCCACAGCGUCAGCCGCGUACUAGACGCAACGCUGGCCUUGGUUACGCGAACCGGGAACUGCAGCUACAGAUUGAGAACAGUUUUGUUUUGGGCGAUGACCAGUACUCGGAGCAUACGCGCAAAAUACGCGACAUACGCAAUGGUUGUUUAGAUCAACCGCUGCCCCCAGUUGAGCCGGCACCAAUGGCUGCUACUGACGAGGACGAUGAUGAUUCGGAGGAUAAUGCACUACUCGAAAUGGAUCUGGGUGAAAAUUUUAUUGAACAACUCCGCAGCAACUUUCAGUGGGAGGGUGAAUUGCUGCCCGUAGAUCCAGAGGCGUUGCCCACAAAAGUGUUUGUGCCGUACAGUCUGGCCAAGCAAUUGUACAUGCUUUGGAUGGAAGCGGUGCACAAUCAAGUUGAAGAACAGCGUCAGCAAACGCUGCGCGAUGAUGAGCAAUUCGCACGCCUGCUCAAGCAUCCCAAAUACGCUGAGUGCAGCGAAUCGCCCGGCAACGUAAACGAGCUGCUCGAUAUGGAGCUGGCCUGGAGCAUCUACAACAGUGAACAACAGGCGGCCAAGCAGGCAACCCAAUACAAGCCCAAUGAUAUUGCUACGCAUUUGACUAAAAUGAAGCUGUGCGAGAAAUUUCCCGAAAUUCCCAGCGAUACCGUGCUGCAGGUCUUUGAAGCUACUGACAACAAUUAUGUGAAGACCGUUGAGGUGCUGGACAGCAAUGUGCAGAGCGAUUUAACCAGCGCCGAGCUUUACGAACAGGCGCAGCGCGAAAACGAAAAGGUAAGUGGUGCUUAACUCGUUAUAGUAAUUCGAUAUUUGAUCAUAAUUUCUCAUCAAUAUACAUCUUCAUAACAGCUUAAUCAACAAGAGCAACAGCAACAGCCUCCACCUAAGGCGCCCAGUCCACGUUCCGUAGGAAACGUCAAGUUGCAAUCGCCACAAUUGCACGAGGAGGCGAAAUGUGCAGCAUUGCGAGACUUUGAGGAGACACGUAAUCUGGCCGCCCAUCAUGCCCAAUUGAGAGCCGAGUGCAAUUUGAAAGCCAAGCAGGCGAUACAGCAGGGCAAUGGUAGCGUGGCGCUGUACUAUUCGGAGAUUGCGCAGCUGCAUAAGAAAAAGAUCGAUGUAUUUAAUCAUCGUGCGGCCAACUGCAUCAUGGAAGUACACAAGCACACGCAAAACAAUCCGGAUUUGCUAGAUCUACACUAUUUGCAUACCAUAGAGGCGGUUAGCAGUCUCGACUUGUUCCUGGAUCGCCACAUAAGUGUGCUGCGCAAUAGCACGCGAGUGUAUAAGCAUGUUUUUAUCAUUACGGGUCGGGGACUACAUAGCGCAAAUGGUGUUUCGACCAUCAAGAAAAAUGUAAAGGCUCGUCUACAGGAGCGACGUUUGCGCUGGCAAGAGGUUAAUCCGGGUCUGCUUCGUGUCAAAGUUUUUUCAGCGUCGCGUCACUCCAAAAACUUUUGACUAUUUGCAUUGAGCGUCAAUAUAUGAAGCUGUAUAACUUUCAGCAACAUUGGAUACACUAUUCAUUUAAAGCCAUCAUAUUUAGCGCUACCUCAUUUUAAUAUUUUUUGUAUAAGAUUUCUUACAAAAUUAACAGUCUAUCGAUAUUUACAUUCGUAUUAUUUUGUGUGUUCAUCAAGACAUUCCCCACACUUUUUAAUAAGCACCUCUUAUUCAUUAUUACAACUAUUUUCUAUUUGCUUUUAAGUAUGUUUAACAAUUAAGUUUUUCAAAAUGUAUUUACAUAUAUGCGUAUGUAUAUAUUUAUCUUCAUUUCGUAUUUCCUUUAAACAUCUACAUUAUUAUUUUACUACAAAUAUUGAGAAAAUUUAAAUUAUAUAUUUUUUUAAAUACGUUUUUGGGAUUUUGAAAGACCGAAUUAAUGCGCCACUUGUUUAAAAGUUAUCUUUGCAAUUCGUAUUUAAUAUAUUUGAAAUAUGUGAGCUUUACUUUUAAAGUUUCUUAAAUUUUUAUAUAAUCAAAAGUCCAAGUACUUCUCUUUUUUUUUUCAAACUCAGAUUUUGGGUUUUUGAAAGACAGAAUUAAUGCGCCCCUCUUUUAAAUGUUUUUUUGCAAUUAGUAUCUAAUAUAUUUCAAAUACGUUAGCUUUACCUUUAAGUUUCUUAAGUUCUUAUAAAAUCAAAAGUCAAAGUACUUCCAACGAUAUUCAUAUCGAAUAUGUAUAAUAUGCAGGAAAAACUUUAUAUAAUUUAAGACUUUUAUAUAUAAUUAAUUUAAGCCAAAAAUUAUCAUUAAAAUAGUUGCAUAAGUAAACAAUUGCACUUUUACUUACAAAACUCAGAAACCUUGCGUGCGUACAGGUUAAAUUUGUAUAACUAUGAUAAGUGGAAAAUAUUUUGAUGUUCAAAACUAUAUUAUAUUGUUAGCAUACACUUUAGUAUGUGGCAUAACAUAUGCUAGUCGCGUAUGAGGUCGUGUCUGUCGUAGUUUAGGAAAAACAUUUGUGGAAAUAAUCUGCCUAAUGAUAGCUUCCGAGGCUUAGCACCUGCUUGGAUCUUAGUGCAGCCUCUUCUUGAUUCCCGGACUUUACUCAGGUAACUCAUGCAGCUACAACCUGAAGGAUUUUAUACGACUCGAACGUUUCGACUACCUAAAGCCUUGAAAAUU
Drosophila novamexicana is the source of this 4826-nucleotide messenger RNA. RefSeq lists its product as uncharacterized. The record is from RefSeq and is a predicted model, not a curated record. NCBI's taxonomy places the organism in Eukaryota, Metazoa, Arthropoda, Insecta, Diptera, Drosophilidae. The transcript has 4 exons.